UUUCAUGCCUGUAUGUAUUAUCAUCUGAUAUUGUAGUUGCUGUCAAAAGUAAAGCACAAGUGAUGCACUUUGUAACCGAAUCAUAUACCUUUACCUGAAUUAGAAAAAACAAAAUGAAGUACUGUAACAAAAGCACAUAAUCUGGGAUCAGGUCAGAUUUUAUUUGAUUCAAAAAAAUAAAUGGGCUAUGUUAUAACUCCUAAACUGCAAUCUGCCAUGCAGACAAAUAGCAUACUGUCGUCCUCCACGGGCUGCCUGAACGAAAGCCAAAUAAUGAGCACAAUCCCAGACGUCUUGAUAAAGGCUCUAGAUCGUCUUGGUUCAUUUCACUUCAGAAGGUUCAAGCACAACCUGUGGAGUCAUGGUCCCAUCGCCAGGCAGAGACUGGAAGAGGCUACAGUGGAGGACACAGUGGACAUGCUGGUGGAGGCUUACACCAAGCCUAACUGUGGCAGUGUGGUGUCCAACAUCUUGAGGAACAUGAACUUCAAUCAGCUGGCUACAGACCUGGAGAGGGCCCUCAGAUUUGGAAGUGGCGGGUUGUGUUCCUCAGCUUUCUCUCAGAGAGACUGUUUCAGCCUUGAGGAUUCUGCUUCCUGUAGCAGUGUCCUGCAGCCAUUAAGCUUUGACGUCCCAAGACAUGUUACAGACGCAACAGUGGCUCUGACAGGACCAUGCACUGUUCCAGCCAAUCAACCGGUUAUUUCAGGAGGGGAGGGGUUAAGGGCUCCUGAGUUGAGGAUUGUGAUGGUGGGCAAAACCGGAGCCGGCAAGAGCGCCACCGGAAACACCAUCCUGGGCGGCAGCGGAGGCCAUUUCCUCGUCGAAUUCUCUCCCGAGUCGGUGACGGCAACCUGUGAGCGGAAGAACGGCGAGGUGUGUGGUCGGCCGGUCGCCGUGGUCGACACUCCUGGCCUGUUCGACACGGCACUGCCCACCAGUGAGGUGAAGAACGAGAUCCAGAGGUGUGUGGAGAUGUCCGUCCCGGGGCCGCACGCCUUCCUGCUGGUCAUCAGCCUUACAAACAGGUUCACGGCAGAGGAGAGGAGCACGGUCAAAUGGGUUCAGGAGAACUUUGGGCCAGGAGCAUCCAGAUACACCAUUGUGCUUUUUACCAGCGGCGACCGCUUGAAGGGCACCAUUGAAAAUUUUCUUGCCUGCAGUGCCCCGCUGACGGAACUCGUUUGUAGUUGUGACAACCGAUACCACGUGCUCAAUAACGAGGAGACGUUCGAUCGGAGUCAGGUGGCUGCCCUGCUGGAGAAGAUUGAAGCCAUGGUAAGAGAUAACGGAGGGAGGUACUACACCAACGAAAUGUACAAAGAGGCCCAGAGGAGGAUGAGGGAGAAGGAGAAGGAGAAAAAGAGACAGAUGGACAAAAUACAAGAGGGGAUCAAGUCCAAACAAAAUUGGAAAGACUUUAUGGAUUCCACAAAAAACCUUGGGGUGUUUUUUAUCGAUAAAGCGAAAGAGGAGGGAAUGAAUGAUGGGACAGCAGCCUUGUUCAGCAGCGGGUUUGCUUUGGCCGACCGUGUGGUAGAGGACUGCGACAAAGAGAUAGAGAAAUUGAGGAAAAAGGAAAAACUUUUAAAGUAAAGUGGAAAAAUUGAUAAAUUUGUCCACAAAGCUGAUGAAAAGGGAACAGAAUUAGCUAAUUACUAUAACUAACUAAUGAUAACAAUAUUAUUGUUAAUAAUAAUAACUAUAUUACUAUAACU
This is a messenger RNA of Alosa sapidissima (American shad), 1718 nucleotides long. Its product is annotated as GTPase IMAP family member 9-like. Bases 181 to 1596 code for a protein of 471 amino acids. NCBI's taxonomy places the organism in Eukaryota, Metazoa, Chordata, Actinopteri, Clupeiformes, Clupeidae. The record is from RefSeq and is a predicted model, not a curated record. The transcript is spliced from 6 exons. Gene Ontology annotation, molecular function: GTP binding.